Symbiodinium necroappetens is the source of this 4258-nucleotide messenger RNA. NCBI's taxonomy places the organism in Eukaryota, Dinophyceae, Suessiales, Symbiodiniaceae. The record is from the annotation of a GenBank genome assembly.
GAGCCCUGUGGAAAGAGUAUUGGUAGAGUGGACCUCUGCAUGGCUCCCAGUCCUGCGCUUGGUCUUCCCUGCACACUACUUGGGGCCCAACGUUGUGAAUGCCGUGGUGCGAGAUGCACUACACGCCAAGACGCGGCCGCUGAAGGUGGUCACUCUGUGCAAGAUGCUCGUGGACGCAUUCACAACCCACUCCACGAAGAGCCAGGGAUUUCCUUUGGGCGUGCUUGGUCCCUGGUCACCACAUGCUGGUGGUGGGCCAGCUCUUCUGGUGGCCAUCAUUGCUGCCCACCUGGACUAUCAAAAGCAUUGGGAUGUUUCUUUGGCAGCGCGGCUGGGCCCACCGAUCAUCUCCAUGCCUGUGACACCACAGCCAAACGCGAGUAUCUCCCUGCGCGUCGCUAGUACAGAGAGCAAGCCGCAAACGGCCAUAGCAUCUGCUUUAGACUUAAUCUGGGGUCUUGACGGUGGGGAGCCUGUCAUUGGACUGAUUGGUACCACCUAUUCCUCUGUCACGAUGCCCGUCGCCACAGUGGCUGCAGCACAGCAGAUUCCUCAAGUAUCCUACUCUGCUACAAGCACACAGUUGUCCAAUAAGGACUUGUACCCCUUCUUCCUUCGAACUGCCCCACCAGACAAGAUGACGUCGGUGGCCUUUUGGAGGUGGCUUUUGCAGUUCGACGUUCGAUUGGCAACCUGCUUGUAUACAACAGGUGCCUACGGGCAGGGCCUCUACGAUGCAGUCCGGGAGAUAGCACGGAUCAACGGGCAAGUAGACCGCGUGCAGGGCCAAGCACUCCGCUACAUGCCGCAGGUGUACGUCAAGGAAGAAGCACGCGCGGCUGUGAAAGCAGCGCGGCAGAUCGGCUCGCGCUUCAUCAUCCUCUCGCUGGAUUUCUCCAUGGCCCUUCCAACCUUAGAAAUUCUGGAGGAGGAGGGGAUGUUGGGCCCGGGUUGGCAGAUAUUGGGGGCAGACACCAUUUACGACGACGUUGUAACCUUGAGAAGGCCUGUCGGGAUCAUGGUGUUCCGAGCUCAGGGCGAAGGGCAGAAAUUUCCGGACUUCGUGCGGCUUUGGUCUAGGCUGCAGCCCCAGGAUAUCAUUGGGACAGAAGCCAGAGACCUUUACGGGCUGGACAAGAUGUCGGUGCCAAUGCGCGAUGUGGAUGUCUAUGCUCUCCUGAACGCGACCAGCGAUGAAGCUUCAGCAGGCAAUCGCCUCCACGCAUAUUUUGCAUUCUCCUUCGAUGCAUGCUAUGCUUUCAUUGUCGCCAUCAACAUGCUCCUGGCAGCCGGAACACCAGCCAGUGCGAUUCGGGGCCCUGUGCUCCUAGAAGAGCUGCGCCGGACGCAGUUCACUGGGGUUUCCGGUGAGGUUAGUUUUGAUGAGAAUGGUGAUCGCUUAGGUCCAUACGAGCUCUUGAACUUGCAGGUCGAUGGCCAAGGACAGCCCCAAUUCGUCGUUGCAGGCUUCUUCAGUGCUGCAACCCUGAAUUUUACAAUCCACAGAGAUCUGACGUGGAUGGAUGGCUCCAGCCAGAGCAUGCCUCCGACGAUUCUCUAUUCUUGUGAUGCCGGCUUCUACCAGGACGAGCUGUCCAACCAGUGCAAGCUAUGUCCAAAGGGCAAGAUGUGCUCAGGAGGGGUAAGUGCUUUGUCCAUCCAAUGUCCAAGGGGAACGUUUACAGAUGAGGUGGGCAUGACGAACUGUACCCCCUGUGCUCAAGGCACCUUUGCCCCCGACAGCGGCUCCGUAGGCUGCUUUCCUUGUCAACCCGGCUUUGUGGCAUCGGCCGAAGGGAUGGAGACUUGUAGCAUUUGUCCACGCGGCAGCUACAUGCCAUUCCAACAGGGCAUCGAGUGCCUGCUCUGUGGCAAACAGCAAACCACAGGUGCAAGCGGCGCUUCCGAUGAGUCGGCUUGCCACUGCCCCGAAGGCUUUUUCAUGUGUGGGGAAGAUGGAGAAGAUGGUUGUGUACCAUGUCCUGAGGGCCUCUACUGUCUGGCAGGCCUAGAUGCACCUCAACAGCAGAGAGGCUUUUGGACGCCUCAACCCUCCAGUUCCAGGCAGUGUCACUUUUCGGUCCUCCGCUGCCGGGACCAGUACGAAUGUCCGGGGGGACCUCUGGGCACUUGCGCAGAUGGCCGUGAGGGCCAAGCCUGCAACAAUUGCAAGGUCAGCCACUACGCCGACUUCUCCGAGGGCACGCAAGGAGGUCAGUGCCAGCCCUGUGCGCGAGCAGACUUGCUACCAGCAAUCUUCACGAUGGUCGUAACCCUGAUCCUGUUGUAUCAGCUCACCAAAUCAGGAAUCUAUUCGCUCAAAGUCAGCUUAAAUACGUUGACAGCAGCUGCAGUUGCUAGUCAGCUUGUCAUGGCUGUACAAACCUUGGCAGCCAUCCGGGAGCUAUCAAUCGACUGGCAGGAGCCUGCAAGGACCUUGAUGAAUCUUACCAGGCUUUUGACCUUCGAUUUACACUUAGUCCGAGCCACAUGCCUCUUUGUAGUGGACAGCCCAUCACUGCAUUUCGCUAGUCAGCUGUUGGCAUGCCCAGCACUUUGCGGCUUGCUUCUAUUGAGAUGGCUGAUGUGGAAGAUCCUUGGGUACCAUCAGCCCUUCAACAUUGUGCUGAACCAAUGUGGGCUUUUGGUUUUUGCCUUUUUCUUGAGCAUCACGCGCAGCACCCUGACUCCCUUCCAGUGUGUGUCCAAUCCAGAUGGCAGUAGCUCUAUGCUGACGCACCCAGGCAUCCUUUGUUUCCAGUCAGAAGAGCAUGCUGCCCUCUCCGGGCUUGCCGUGGCAGGGAUUCUGACACAGCCCGUGGCAGUUCUAGUGUGGGCGACCUAUGUCAUCAUCACAUACCCAUCGCGUGUGGCCAGUGGAAGAAUGCUUCGCUUCGUGAACAGAUAUCAUUUCCUAUUCCACCGGUUUAAGCCCGAGAGCUACUACUAUGGCUUGCUCCUUCUGUAUCGCAAUGGCCUGGUGGCUUUGCUGCCUAUCUUUCUCGUUGGAGCCAGAGAGUUCCAGUUGCCACUAAUGGGCGCUCUCUUGCUUGUCAUCGGCUUUCUGCAGGCACAUACCUUUCCAUGGCGCACUGUGCCGGCCAACUUGAUAGAGAUUUUUCUGAAUGGCUUCUUGAUUGUGCUUCUGCUGGCUGCCGCCCCUCUCUUGCUGAUAAACGUGGAAGGCUCAACUGCAUUGCUUGGUUGGUUGGUUUGUGUACCGCUGCUAGGUAUUUUUGUCGUGGUGCUGGUCGGCCUCGCGAGGGCAGCCCUCAAACACAUACGACGAACGAAGCUGUAUGGAAUUUUCCUUUGCCACCACAAGGGCGGCGGGGGCAGCCUGUGCCGAUUGAUGAAGAUCUUGAUUGCCGGUGAGAUUACGGCGGCGUGGAAGAACGGUAUCACCACCGUGCCUCUCUUUUGUGAUGGCUUCCAGCCGCUGUCCGACGAGGAGCUUAAACUCAUACCAGACUAUUGGACCGCUCAGCAGAAGCAAGCUCUUGCUAACUAUGGGGUGGAGCUUGGUGAUGUGCUGUCAGCAUAUGUGUGGGUGCAGCAUGAGCUAUCUUCAGUCGAAAUGCCUCGAUUCGGUUUGCUUGCAGACCGUGAUGAGGCGGUUGUGGACAUGCUGCGCUUGUGUGGCUUCAAUUCCUGGAAAGGGGAUUGCCUUCCUUCCAGCAAAGAGCCCCGGGCUCCUGAGAAAGCUCGGAUACUCAUCACAAGCUGCGUGGCGGAUGCAGAGGUCCUGUCUGCCUGUGAGGUCAUGCAGCUUCUGCUACAAGCUCACCUUCAUGUUGAGUGCGCUGUCGUGCAAGGGGUAGACCACCUGAUCCGUUGGAGACCAUGGGCCUAUUACCUCGUAGUUUUGCUGUUCAAAGGCAUCUUCCGUGAUCCGGAGUUUGCGAGGAUCCUCCUCAGUGCUUGUGCUCGGGGUGCUUCGUCACUCGAUCGGAGCUUGGAACUUGUGCCUGUCGUUGCUGACACAAACUUUGAGUUUUUAAGCCACCCAGGGUCGAAGAGAGAAAAUGCCGACGACCAGGGCACAGAGGGCACAGACCUGCUCCGUGCUGCCAUCAAGAACAUGUUCAACGUGUUGGCCUUGCCAUUUUCGCCUUUAGCAUCCGAAGGAAUGCAGCGGAGGCAAGUGAUAGAGAUUGCCGGACGCAUGCACAGGUACAAGGAGUGGUGUCUUCAACGCAACCUCAAGACCUUCAAAUCUAGAGGGUCUUUUUUUGGAUCUUUAGGAUUUCAGCAGUAA